Molecule: messenger RNA, 4862 nt
Organism: Procambarus clarkii (red swamp crayfish)
Lineage: Eukaryota; Metazoa; Arthropoda; Malacostraca; Decapoda; Cambaridae
Source: RefSeq, a predicted model, not a curated record
GUGAAGAGCCUCUCAGUGUUGUGCUGACCAUGUGAGGUGUGUACUGCGCGUGCUCCUGCUCCAGGGCAAAUGUGAGGCACUUCUUGGAUAUUAACUUAAAAACAGGAGAAUACUUUAUCAGUGUCCGUAUGUUUGGUGUGUGAGGACGGAGUGUAGCGAAGACAAGCAUCCGUGGACACUAUGGACGUACAGGGACUAAGGCACCUGCAGGCGCUGCGGAGCUUCAUCGGCAACCUGGUGGACCAGGCCGAGCGGGCUGGGGGCUGCGACUGUCAUAAGCCGCCCUCACUCCUCCUGGUCGGGCCCCCAGGCGCCGGCAAGACCUACCUGGUGAAGCAGAUGAGCAAUGUGUGCGAGAUGCCUCUGUACGGCGUCCACACCAACCAGGUCCGCGGAGCACCAGCGGUUAGGAAGCUGUUUGAGCAAGCCAGAGACAACUACCCGUCACUAGUCUUUAUGGACGAUGUUGACUCCAUCUUUUCCAACCACGAUGAAGAUCCCGCAUGCUCGGCCUUAAUCCAGUCCAUUCGCGACGAGCUCUUCGUACAGCUGGGGCCUCGCAAGCUCAAAAUUGUCGACCCGAAAUCGGCGAAGAAUCCGACGGAGAGCUCGAGUGACAGCGAGAGCGGAGGCGAUGGUCGAGGCGGGAUGAAGAGUGUAGGCGGGUCCAUUGGUAGUCGAACCUCGACGCUCUCCAGACCUCGUCCCUCGGCGCCGCCUGACGAAGAUGACGACGUUGUGGACGAGGAGGACUCCCAGUACCCUGAUAACAAUGGCAUCAUCGUCGUGGCCGCCACCAGCACCCCCUGGCUCCUCUACAAGGACCACGAGCUGUUGAGCAGGUUCCGAGGGGUGUACCUGGUGGGGCUGCCAGACAAGGGCACCCGCUACAACCUCCUCAUGUCCCUCUUCCACGACGUCCACCACAACCUCUCCGAGAAGGACAUCAUGGUCGUCGCUGACAAGACAGAGGGGUUCACACCCGCCGACCUGAUGGUGGUGGUGAAGACGCUCACGUACAGGCAGUUCUCCUUCCUGUUGUCCAUGGCCUCGGCUCACGCAGGCUCUGUGGGCUCCUCCAGCGACGUGGGCUCCACAGGAUCACACACACCACAGUCUUCAGAGUUAUCUGAGACAGCAUCAGAAUCUGACCUCGAUGGAUUACCAGAGUCAGAAGGUCACAUGAAGCGACGUGUUACAGCAGCAGCAGCAGCAGCAGCAGCAGCAGCAGCUGCAAGUCCUGCUAGUGGGGCUGUCCCAAAGAAGGACAUUAAACAGUCCAAUAAUGGAAACAAGAAGCCUUUGACAUCAGGUGCAAACAUCACUGCCCUUGGUAAAGAUUGGGAUUCCGACUCCGAUGUGGAAGAGGUAGAAGAGCCACAUGCAACCCCUGAGAGUCAGCGGGAUGAGCCAAAGAAAAAGAAGAAAAUUGCAGAGAAUGCCAGAGUACCGACUCGUGUCUUGGAGGAUUCAGUGUUGGUGUCUAAACCCAAUGAAGAAAAUAGUCCUGACAAAGGCUUAAGGGAUCAGAUAUGUGUGCCAUCCCCAGAUUCUGCCAUCGGUCUGUCAAAGAGUAGUGAAGAGAUUGUUGAAAAAAAGAAUCCAAGAAGAUUAGAGAAGGUAAAUGCAGCAGGUCGAACACCAUCAGAGAGCAGUAGUAGUGGAGUGACAUCUUCGGGCUGUGAUAGUAGUGAUAGCAGUGCAAUAGCUGAGGACAGAGUGCGAGCAGCAGUCAGAAACCCACCCUUAAGCAGUGACAGUGAAACAGAUGCGUAUGAUGCUGUGAACAGUAGUGCUGAGCAUGGAGAGGAAAGGACUACUAUGAAAUCUCCUUUAAAACUUUCAAGUGAGAAAGCUGUUAAUGUGAACAGCACAGUAAUAGUGAAAGAGAAGGAGAAAUAUAAGUGUAGUGAUGCUCAUGAUGCAAUUGAAGAUUGUGAGGAAACUGUAGAUGAAAAAAGUGGAAAUGUUGAUGAACGAGUUGGGACGCCGAUAGAGUUUGAAUUACAUUAUACUGAGCCUCCUGAGCCCAUGCGUGAUGAUAACUGUGCCAUUGACAGUGACAGUGACAAUGAUAUUUCAGAAACUCCACGUUCAAGAGGAGGGCGCCGUGUUGCUUUCUCAGGUAUGUCAACAAUGGAGCCAUUAUCAGUGGAUGUUGGUGAUAACUGUGGGCCUCCCAAUGUAUCAUUGGACGACCUACCACCAAAUAUAACACUGGCACCUUCAAACCUUCCCGAGCCAAUGCUUGUCGAUGAUGAUCACCAAGAGGCGGCACCUAAUGCCAUUCUUCUCAGCUUGCUAUCACGACCAUCUCCAUCGCGAUCGGAACGUCGUGACCAUCGCAUUGACGAUCCAUCCGAUCUCACAUCCUUCCUGCAUCCUGAUCCAGAUCAUGAUGUAAACAAGACAUCUACCCCAAUUGAAGCAUUAGGACCCAUGUCACACAGUCCAAGUCUGACACCAACACCAACUCCAACACCCAGUGAAGGAUCAAGCCAUAAUGGAACUGUUGGCAGCUCCGGGAGUGGCACCCAUGCCUCAGCAGGCUCAACCAGCAGUGAGCAGGUGCACAAGAAAGAGGACAGUGACUCAUCCUUUGAUCACAGUGACGGGCACAUCGUACCUUCUGAUGUGUCUACUGCAACCUGCAAUGAAACUGGAGAAACUAUGGAAUGCCGCACAGACUCCGAUGAAAGAUUACAAGAAUUGGAAGAUGGUCACGAUCGGCCAGACUCGGCCCAUGCCAGUGACUAUGACACUCCUACUGAAGCAAAGGCAGUGGUUGGUGGGGGACUAAGUUCACUCCUCAACCUUGAUGAUCUUGGUGAGAUCAGCAUCCAGCUUAUCACUUUGGCUGAUGUGCUCGAGGUUGUAGCUAAAGGCUACAGGAGUGUUACAGAUGAAGAAAUUAAGCGGUACACAGAUUUUAUGGUCUGGUUUUCCAAUGUGGCCAAAUCUGCCUGCACACACACUAAGGAAGGUUCUCACAAAGCCAAUGCACCUCUUCUGGAUGAUAUUAGUGUGGACUCCACGAUUUAUGACACUCCAAGUAUUGCCAAGAAGAGAAAGGGUCCUCUUCGCAAACUAGGCCGAUUUCUUUUGAAGGCUUUGAUGUUUAUACUUGACUAAAGACAAUAAAGUUACUGUUGGGAAAAAUAACUUAAUAGUGCUUGGGAAUUGUGAAGGACUUACUUGGUAUAUACUUUGCUAUGAAAAGCUGUCCUAGUGUCGGUGGGGACUGGUUGUCAAACAUCUUGGCCUUGGGUUGUCUCCUUGACCACUAAAAAGCCUGGCAUAAUGCUCUCUCAUAUCUUUGCAAAUAAGCAGCUUAUCUACACUUGCACUAUUUCUUAACUGGCAACAAGAGUUAAGAAUAUGCAUUUGCAGUGAACUUUGCCACUACAAGUAACAGUAAACCUGUGGAACAUGGAAACUGAUGAAUGCUGUAGUGCUGGAUCAAAUGUCCAUAGCCAGUUUUGUUUACAACACAACCUAUUGCUUUUGUGGUAAAGGCCAUAAGUAGUGCUUAGUUAUGAAGAGGGUAGAGUACCAGUGCUGGGCUUUCAUGACAGUAGUGCAAAGUUUGUGUACAUAUUAGUUUACAGUUAAAGGAGUUUAAAUUAUAUUAGCUACAAGAAACAAAAAAUGUGAACCUUUAAACUGGUCAGACUUUGGCAGGGGGAAAUGUAAGUUGUGUAUCAGGUGACAUGGCUCAAGUUGCUCACAGGUUUCCCAGGGAGUGAGACAACAAGUGAGUGAAUGUCUAGUUGGCCGACGUAUUGAUGAAGUUGCAUCUUUAUAAUACUGUAUUUUAUUGAAAAUACAGUGAAAAACUCUACUAAAUAUGUAAAUAAUUCAGUAUAUAGAAGGUAAAUAUUACAGGCUUCUAAUUGGUAAGAAAAGAAAAUAGACAUUCAAUGAAUGUCUGAAAAUAAGCUUUCUUUGGGAUAUAUUUGCUUGCUUGCUCUGUUACUGGCAGACAUCCAGGUCACUUACUCUUCUGACAAGCUGCUUUAUAAGUAUAUCAAUAUGUCUGAUGUGUUAUUAGCAAAGUUUCCUCAACAUUAUUUAGCAAUGUAACUACACUAUUUUGUUGCAGAAAAGUCUAAAAAUGUGAAAUUCUCUACAAAAAGAACUUCAACAUUCCGAAAGGAAAUAUUAACUACAUAUGGGAUGAUAUAUAUAGACUUCUUUCUAUACGCAUAAAUGUGUACCAACAUAUUCCACUGUAACUUAAGGAGGAUUUCUGUUUUUUAGAUUAUUUAUAUUUUAUUUUUUAUGGUAUUUUUCUGAUUUUCCUUAGUUAAUUGAAAGUGUUCAGGACUUUACUGUGCUCUUUAAUUACCGUGGAAAAGCAAAUGGUGUGCAUCUGUAUUUGCCUUUGUGUGUUCAAAUAAGUCACAACUCAAGUUCCUCGUUUUUACAUUUGAAAUUAUAUAUUUUUGAUUGUUACAUUGAUAGUGCAUUAAAUUACCUUUUAAGGGUUACUGAAGGUGAGAUGAGAGUAUGAACAUGUUUCUUUGAGGGGUAAUUAAUGCAUACAUUUGUGUCUAUUUGAUAAAUUUGUAGAAUACUCAAAUAUAAAUUAUAGUUUACCAGCAAAGCAUUUGAAGAACUUUCUUGUUGGAAAGCGUUAUAUAAUAAAUCUCAUGCCAAUCAAGUACCGUAACAUUUGUGACCAGUAAGACAAGCCCACUUUUGAUAACAUUUACGACAUGCAAUUUCCCCUCGAGGAAACAAAAUUUGUUAUUCCAAAGUAACUGAAACAUGGGUAAGUUUUUGCGAAAAUAGUAUUAAUAUUUAAGGAUAAAACUUUUGUGAUUACUGGAAAAGGUAAAAAUACAAAUGCAUUAUUCAAA